Molecule: messenger RNA, 1687 nt
Organism: Motacilla alba alba
Lineage: Eukaryota; Metazoa; Chordata; Aves; Passeriformes; Motacillidae
Gene: TMEM120A
Product: transmembrane protein 120A
Exons: 12
Coding region: 70-1095 (341 amino acids)
Biological process (GO): fat cell differentiation
Cellular component (GO): membrane
Source: RefSeq, a predicted model, not a curated record
GGGGCGGGGCCAGCGCCGCCCGUCGCCGCGGGCCGGGCCGGGCCGGUCGCCGCCGCCGCCAUCGCCGCCAUGGCCUGGGGCGCCUCGCUCGCCGAGUGCCUGCGCGAGUGGGAGGAGCUGCAGGACGGCUACCAGCGCAUCCAGGACAACCACAAGCUGUACAAGCAGAAACUCGAGGAGCUGACCAAGCUGCAGGAUGGGAUCUCCAGCUCCAUCGCCCGGCAGAAGAAGCGGCUGAAGGAGCUGUCGCUCUCCCUCAAAAAAUGCAAAGCCCAGGCCACUCCCGAGCAGGAAGCAUCCAUCCAAGAGACCCAGAGCCUGAUUAAAGAGAGGCAGAACGUGUUCUUUGAGAUGGAGGCCUAUCUGCCAAAGAAGAACGGGUUGUACCUGAGUCUGGUGCUCGGCAAUGUGAACGUGACACUGCUCAGCAAACAGGCCAAGUUUGCAUAUAAAGAUGAGUAUGAGAAGUUCAAGCUCUACCUCACCAUCAUCCUCCUCAUUGUCUCCUUCUCCUGUCGGUUCCUCCUCAACUCCAGGGUGACAGACGCCGUCUUCAACUUCCUCCUGGUGUGGUACUACUGCACCCUCACCAUCCGCGAGAGCAUCCUGAUCAACAACGGCUCCAAGAUCAAAGGCUGGUGGGUUUUCCAUCACUACAUCUCCACCUUCCUCUCAGGUGUCAUGCUGACGUGGCCAGAUGGGCUCAUGUACCAGAUGUUCAGGAACCAGUUUCUCUCCUUCUCCAUGUACCAGAGCUUUGUGCAGUUCCUGCAGUAUUACUACCAGAGCGGGUGCUUGUACCGGCUGCGAGCGCUGGGAGAGAGGCACAACAUGGACCUGACUGUGGAAGGCUUCCAGUCCUGGAUGUGGAGAGGCCUCACGUUCCUGCUUCCCUUCCUCUUCUUUGGGCAGUUCUGGCAGCUCUACAACGCCAUCACCCUGUUCCGCAUGCUGCAGCACCCCGAGUGCAAGGAGUGGCAGGUCCUCAUGUGCGGCCUCCCCUUCUUCAUCCUCUUCCUGGGCAACUUCUUCACCACCCUGCGUGUGGUCCACCAGAAGAUUCAGAACAAGAACCAGGACACGAAGGAGAAUUGAAGUGGGGCGCUGUGGGGGCCCGGACUGUUUCUGCCCACUGGCUCCCUCCCCUAUCCCCAUCUCCUCAAUUCCGUCCGGACUCUGGCGUCUCAUCCCAUUCCUUGGAGGCCUGGGUGUGGCACAGAGCUUGGGGCCUGCUCCUGGACAGUCCAUGUGCUCAGCACGGGGCUGGAUCCGUGCUGGAGUCACUCACCUGCAGGCAGGAGCACCCUGCAGCUCCUGUCCUGGCUGCCAUCCACAUCCAAACAGCAGGAUGCUCGGGACAGCCAUUCCCCUCCCUUGCACUGGGAUGUUCCUGGCUGCUGGUGCUCCUCACUGGGACAGGGCAGUGUCCAGGGACUGCCUCCCACAGCUCCAGGGGUGCUGGAGGCUCCCCCUUUUCCCCCCAGCCCCGAUUCCAGGGCUGGCCCAGCUCCUCCCUCCCCUUCAAUCCACAGGGAAGGGGUGGCUGGGGCAUGGGCGGGGUGGGAGCAGCAGGAGCUGGGGCUAUGCAAGCAGCAGCCUGGGCUGGCAGCUCCUGAGGCUGCAGAUGUGAAAAUAAAGGGAAGGAGCUGCCCUGGGUCACUGGGACAGUCUGGGAACAGUUCCCACA